CUCUCACACACUUGGCUAUAAUAAACUAGCCAGCUAGUCAGUACACUUGUGCCUCAUCACACAGACACUGACAGAUAACGUUAGACUGAAACACACACACAGCCAACAAAAAUGGACUAAUAGUUGAAUGACAAGCACUUACAGUACCAUUGGUGAGUUAAUUCAUCUGGUCACGUCUCUUAUCUCCUCGGGGGUAAAAAGUAAAUAGCAGGGCUACCCUUCGUUGGAUUUGCAAGUGCACCUGAACACGCGAGCAUUUUCAAUUUGUUGCGCAGCAUCACUGACAUAUUUCACCUCGACUGACUGAAGCACCGUAAUUGACGGAUCCACCACGGGUGGUCUUCAUCGGUUGCCUCCCAAGGCGGGGCUCGGCCUCGACUUUGGUGAGCUCGUCUGAGUCGCUGAUGAUGGCGGCGCUCCAGCUCAGGUCAGCACAUCCUGAUCAGAGGUCUGUUAUGAAUUCCCCCGAGGAGAGGCACAUUGUAGGACCCCUUGUACACAGUUCAUUUGAAAUGCAAAUCUGACUCAACUGUGUUGUCAUCAUCAACCAACAUUGUUAAUUCUCCUCCAGUGCUACCAAUAGUAUUUUUUUCCAGAAGUCACAGAAUUUUCAGAGCAGAUCAGAAUCCCACUUGUGAUUGGUAGAUUAUGUAUUUCUUCUAACGUUGCUUUAUUAAACUUGGAAUAUACUCCAUGAGUUAAUGCUCAAGAGGAGAAAAUGAAGCACCUCUUGACAUAUGCUAAGUGUAACUGCCACUAGUGGUAAUAAUCCCUGGUUUUCAGUGCUCACAACACUAAAAUCAAUCAACCCAAUCAACCACACACACUUCUAGCACAUAAAGUAAGCAUUUUGUCUUUAUGACAGACUUUUAAGUUACAGGCAAAGUUUUGUUGCUCUCGGAAGAAAAACCUUAACUCAAAUUGUCAGAUAAGUUUUUUGUUACAUUGAUUGUUAUUGGUAACUAUCCACAACUCUAGGAUCUCAAUGUUAAAAUAGGGACCUUUCUUUUCCAUUUCCUGGUUUCAGUUUUGGUGGGUUGGAUGCAAGGAGGAUGCAAGCUGGGUUGCACCUGUGCACUACUAACAAUACUUAAUUAUGUACCAACAGUGAAUUACAGGCAUAAAGUAUAUAAGGCUACAAAGCACCAAGACGUUUUUUAUUUUGCACAACCCCCCUAUCAGGGUAGAUCAGCUUUAACUGUCUAAGAAGUUGUAUUUCUGUUAAGCUUGAAAUGAAUGUACCAUUGCACUGCAAGUGUUGCAAAUAGUGCUGUUUUUUUUAAAGUCCAGUGUACAAGGGGUACACUGUGCCAAAAUGAGUCUCUCUGGGAAGAAUGAAGAGGGAAGCACUCCCUCUAGUAUCUGUGAAGAUACUGAAGAAGAAGCCACUGCUUCUGGAAUGAGUUUCUCAGGGAGUGAGGGAGCGAUGUCCCCUAAACGAAGUUUUCCUGCCAAACAGGACACUGACAGGGAACUUAAGAGGAUCAAGACAGACCGACCAGUCUCACCUGUACCUAGUGGUAUCUCCAUGAAGAGUGACCAGUCUAUGGGACAUCCUAUUUUCUUCAAGGAGGGAGAAUUAUCCACUGGGCAAAGCGGUAUCUCUGAGGAGAAUGACCAGUCAAUGGAUAACCAACCCAGAGUCCCUACUGAUGACAAAGUGUACCCAACAGAAAUCCAGGAGAAAACUAAAUCCUACUUGAAGAAUAGGACAUAUUCUUUAUUUGAGGGCAUUGAAGAUCAAGUAAAAACAACACCUCUUAACAACAUCUACACAGAGCUCUACAUCACACAAGGUGGAAGUGGAGAGGUCAAUAAUCAGAAUGAGGUGAGACAGAUUGAGACAGCAUGCAGUUGUCAAGUAGAACAAGAGACAUCAAUCCAACUCAAUGACAUCUUCAAACCCUUACCUGGACAAGACAAGCCUAUCAGAACAGUGCUGACAAAGGGAGUUGCUGGCAUUGGAAAAACAGUGUCUGUGCUGAAGUUCAUGUUGGACUGGGCUGAAGGAAAAGCAAACCAAGACAUCCAGAUCAUCUUUCCACUUCCUUUUCGGGAUCUGAACAUGAUGAGAGAUACAAAUCAAAGUCUGAUAGAACUACUUCAUCACUCCUUCAUAGAAACAAAAGAAUCAGAAUUCUCAGAAAACAAAAAUGUUGCGUUUGUUUUUGAUGGUCUGGAUGAAUGUCGCCUUCCUCUGGACUUCCAGAAUAAUAAGAUCUGCUGUGAUGUCACAGAGUCGACUUCAGUGGAUGUGCUGCUGACAAACCUCAUCAAAGGGAAUCUGCUUCCCUCUGCUCACAUUUGGAUAACCUCCCGACCUGCAGCAGCCAAUCAGAUCCCUCCUGAGUGUGUUGACCAGGUGACAGAGGUACGAGGGUUCAAUGACCCACAGAAGGAGGAGUACUUCAGGAAGAGAAUCGGUGAGGAGGACCUGGCCAGCAGAAUCAUCUCACACAUAAAGACAUCAAGGAGCCUCCACAUCAUGUGCCACAUUCCAGUCUUCUGUUGGAUUUCAGCCACUGUCCUAGAGAGACUAUUGGUUGAAGCAGAGAGUCGAGAGAUCCCCAAGAAUCUGACUCAAAUGUACGCUCAUCUCAUGAUCUUCCAGUCAAAACUGAGGAGUCAGAAGUAUCCUGUAGAGCAUGCCAACGAUUCUCACUGGGAUAAAGAGAUGAUUCUGGCACUGGGAAAGCUGGCUUUUCAACAGCUAGAAAAAGGCCAUCUGAUAUUCUAUGAGGAAGACCUGAGAGAGUGUGGCAUUGACAUCAAGGAUGCGUCUGUGUACUCUGGAGUGUGCACUCAGAUCUUCAGAGAAGAGUCUGGGCUUUACCAGAUGAAGGUGUACUGCUUUGUACAUCUGAGUAUCCAGGAGUUUCUGGCUGCACUAUAUGUGUUCCUCAUGUUCACUAACAACAACGUCAAUCUGAUGGCUAAAGAGAAAUCCCUCCGGAACAAAAACAGUCUAUAUGAAGAUGCAGUGGACAAGGCCUUGCAGUUUGAAGAUGGUCAUCUGGACCUUUUCCUCCGCUUCCUUCUAGGCCUUUCACUGCAGUCCAAUCAGCAUCUCCUUCAAGACCUACUGACACCAACAGGAAGCGGCUCACAGAGCAACAAGGAAACAGUCAAGUACAUCAAGGAGAAGAUCAGAAAGAACCUCCGUCUGGAGAGAUGCAUCAAUCUGUUCCACUGUCUUAAUGAACUGAAUGACCAUUCUCUAGUGGAGGAGAUCCAAAGCUACCUAAGAUCAGGAAGUCUCUCAAAAUCUAAACUCUCAUCUGGACAGUGGUCAGCUCUGGUCUUCAUGUUGCUGACCUCAGAGAAGCUGGAUGUGUUUGACCUGAAGAAAUACAUCAGAUCAGAUGCCGCUCUUCUCAAACUUCUCCCAGUUGUCAGAUCCUCUAGAACAGCCUUUCUGAACAAAUGUAAACUCACCAAGAAAAGCUGUGAGGCACUGGCUUCUGUUCUCAAAUCAAACUCAUGCUGUCUGAGACUGCUGGACAUGAGUGGCAAUAAACUCCAGGAUUCAGGAGUGAAGCUGCUCUCUGCUGGACUGGAGGAUCCACACUGUAAACUGGAGACAUUGAAGUUGAAUGAUUGCAACCUAACUGAGAAAUCCUGUGAGGUGCUGGCUUCAACUCUCUGCUCAAACACCUCAAGUUUGAGAGAGCUUGACCUGGGAGGAAAUGAACUCCAGGAUUCAGGAGUGAGAUUCAUCUGUGCUGGACUUGAGAAUCCACAAUGUAAAUUGGAGACACUGAGGCUGGCAGGCUGCAGCAUCACAGAGGAAGGCUGUACUUAUCUUGCUUCAGCUCUGAGGUCAAACCCCUCCCACCUGAAGGAGCUGGACCUGAGUGGAAAUACUCCAGGAGACUCUGGAGUAAAGCUGCUCUCUUCUGUACGAGAGGAUGCCCUCUAUAAACUGGAGACACUGAGUUGAGUUUUAUGAACACAGUAAUAUAGUGAACAAUUAGCCAUUGUAGACAUCCAGACACCCGGAUCAUAUUCAUUUGUGCAAACUGUAGCGAAACAUUUUGCAACACAUGCUAGUUUCUUAUUGGACAAGUUCAGGUAGUCCCCUGCCCUUUUUGUUCAGUGUCCUUCUCUUUGAUGUCUAGUGAAUACUACCCCUAUAUGUCUAUGCUGCUGUAUGUGGACUUCUUUAUUUCCCAGGUUAAAUGAUUGAAAGCUCCCUGAGAGUCAGUGAAGGAAUGGCCUCAGCUCCCAAGUCCUUGGUUGUGGGAGUGUGCUGCAGUUAAAUGCAUCUGGGACAGUUACUAAAUUAAUUUCAAACUGCAUGAAUAUAAAUAUUCAAUGCUUUGAAAUCAACAAUGAUAGCUCCUUGAAUCAGAGAACCCUGGCGAAGUGGUGCCAGGAAACUAACCUCAACAAACACAUCACCGGGGGCAUACUGCCUGUCCUCCAGGACAUCUACAGCACCCGGUGUCACAGGAAGGCCAAGAAGAUCAUCAAGGACCUCAGCCACCCGAGCCACGACCUGUUCACCUCGCUACCAUGUAGAAGGUGGAGACAGUACAGGUGCAUCAAAGCCGGGACAGAGAGCCAGGACAGAGAGACUGAAAUACAGCUUUUAUCUCCAGGCCAUCAGACUGUUAAAUAGGGGGGAGGGGUGGGUGGUUGGAUAAAUGGGAUGAGAGGUUGAGGCCCACUUUUUAGUUUUCUUGUUUGAAUCCUGUACCAAUAUUUUUGAUAAUUGUUACUGUAACACCCCCCCCCAACAAAGAAAAUGCGAAAAGAAACUGCAUUUGGUCAUUCAGUUUGAUUACUUUUACUUCACCUCAUUACACUGCAGUACAUGGACUGACUAUUACUCCCGGCUGGAAUGAUGACUUGUCAGUCUGUCAGUAAGGUGGCGUUAUAGGAAAUGUAAAUAUAGUUUGAUGUUGGUUGAUGUGUGCUGUUUCUGUUGCGUGUCAGUGGACUGUGUGUUCUGUUAGCUCAGUAAAAAGCCAUUUUAUAAUGACA
Messenger RNA from Salmo salar (Atlantic salmon), 4986 nucleotides. Its product is annotated as NLR family CARD domain-containing protein 3. The record is from RefSeq and is a predicted model, not a curated record. Lineage: Eukaryota; Metazoa; Chordata; Actinopteri; Salmoniformes; Salmonidae. Gene Ontology annotation, molecular function: protein binding.